CCUUCCUCUCCCUCCUUCUAUCUACUCUCUGUCCCUUCGGUUCCAGAAGGACAGAUUUCUACUCUCGGUGUUAUUCCACGAUGUCGAAUACGAACAAAUCUACUAGUCGCACCCGACGUUCUCAUCUAGCCAAGCGAAAGAUACCUCUCUAUCCUUCCAUUUCUAUAUUACAGUCAUUUACGAUAUUGCCUAACUCACCGCCGUUGCUCGAAGAUCGCUCUUUUCUAAGUCUCAACACCUUCAAGCAAAUACAAGGCAAGCUGGAACGCGAGGCUAGCCUUCUCGGAGAUAAAAUACCCUGCACUCCGGCGACUCCUUUCUUCGUUGAAAGACGCGUUCUGUUCUAUCUCAACACGACCAAGGAAUGCGUGCCUCUCUGGGAUCGCAAGUUUCACACAGAGGUCUUCCGUGAUUUCGACUUGGAGUCCGCCUCGCCUAAUAAUAUUGACCAUGAUAUGGCGAUUCGCAUCAUUCCUAGCCACCGCAAAUCCACGAAGGAGCUACCAAUUAUGGUUCUGCGUUACCAGGAGAAGCUUGUCGCUUCAUGGAGUCAACUUUACGCUAUCUUCAUGUGUCACCACGUCAAGAAUGACCAUUGCGGUGCAGAGCAAACAUUUACAUUCAUCAACGCCAUUUACGCCUUUGUGUCGCGUAGAGUUGUUCAUGACAUCGUAGGAGCUUGUCGUACAUGCCGCGGUCGAUCCACCACAACAUCCUCGUCCACAGCCACAGCUUCUACCUCUACACGUCAGACUAGCCUUGGUAUUACGAACAGAGCCAUACAAGACAGUCGAUUACACGCGUUUCCGAAUGAAGGGAAGCGAAGGAAUAGUGUCGAUGAUGCGAUGGACAACUCCCUAAUCCCUGCCAGCAGCUCUUUGUUUGGGUCUCCUGCGAGCGCUUUCCCCCCCAACUGCCAGGAAACGCGCAAGGAAAAUGCUGAUCCUUGAUUCUCUGGCUAAGAGGAGAAGAGACGGCUUUUUGGCUUGAAAGAGGAGUAUUCGUGCCGCUUCAUGACAUUUUUAGAAAUUAAACGAUCAGUACAUAUUUUAAAUAUACAAGACUCAGCUCGACAUCAAUAUAUGCAUUGAACAGGUUCUAUCUC
Molecule: messenger RNA, 1105 nt
Organism: Guyanagaster necrorhizus
Lineage: Eukaryota; Fungi; Basidiomycota; Agaricomycetes; Agaricales; Physalacriaceae
Exons: 2
Coding region: 81-950 (289 amino acids)
Source: RefSeq, a predicted model, not a curated record